AGGGGUCUGGCGGAUGUGCUUAGUGGUCCGCUCAACUAUGUGGAUGCCGUCCAUUCCGCCAAGAGGUUUUCGUGUCUUGCGCCCGCCCCACUUUGUGUUGUCACCCGCUGAUGGACGCUCCAGUUAGCCUACAGGCUGUUUCCGGCAGGGGGUGUCCCGUCCUCUUAACUUUGUUACUCUGGGAGCCAUUGGGGUGGGCCGGGCGCUGAGUGCGGCGGCUCCUCUUCCGGCGGCGAUUGGCUGGCGCGGGCUGACGUCACACAGGGGCUCCGCUGCCAGUUCGUAGACGUCCGAGUGGGACGGGUCCAAGGGUCUUUUUCCUCCGCAGAACCAGUGCGGAGGGAGGAGGCGCGAAGUCUUUAGCGUGGGUCAAAGAAACUGUCAAUGGAUUAUGGAAAGACCUUCCAUAAUUCAGCUGUUAGGACUAAAGACUCUCAAAACUUUUGGUCAUCAUCCCUGCCAGCGCAAAAAAAGAAAAAAAUUUUGGUCAUCAUCUUCACAUCCUGUACGUUUUGAAAUGGAUACUUCUUAUGAAAAAUUAGAAAGCAUGUCAGAAUCAGAUGCCAUGAAUGUCAGUGGUCUUUCUCAAGACUUUUAUCACUUAGAUUCUUCCUUAUGUAUUGAAGUCAGCCAUAUCACCUCAGACUUGCCUCAGAAUGAAACAAAGAAUCUAAAAAGGGAAAAUGGAUCUACACCCUCACUUUCUGAAGAUAUUUAUAGCAUUCAGGACAAUGUGUUGGGUGAUACCAACAUUGGAGAUUACUCACAGAAUGUGCAGAUUCAGCCAAUAAAUACCAGCAUUUCUUCUUUGAGACAAUUUGAACCCAUUUGCAAAUUUCACUGGAUAGAAGCAUUUGGUGAUGAAAUGACAACGUUUCAAAACCUUGUGGAAGAUGUUUCUUGCCCAGAGAAGUCAGAAUUGCAAAACCAUGGGUGUAAUUAUGCAAAAGAGACCAAUAUUAUGCAAGAUUCAUUUAAGGAAGAAAAUGCAAUAGAAACUAUUACUUCUACAAACAAAGACCAACUUGCUCAUGAGUGUGUCAGACAAUCUCCUAGAAGUCCAUCUCUAACCUACUGCAAUGGAGAGACACUGCAAUUCACAGAAAACUCACUGGAUAAAAAUCCUCUCUUGGAAUCUGCCCUCAAGCCUACUCAACCUCAAAGCAUUUUAGAUAAAGAAAGUAUUCCCAGAAAUGUUGAAAAUGCAUCUUAUAGUGAGAAUAGCUUUGCCCUGCUUGAUCUGAGAGUUAAUUAUAAAACAGAAGCGAUUGAAGUGUCUUCAAAAGAAAUACAGAAUUCCAGAGAAAUUCCUCAGAUGUCAGUCAAUCACCAGGAGGAAGUCAUAGAAGAGGGUGUGGAAAGCCUAGAGAUUGCCUCAACUUGGUCUCCAGCAGCCGUCUCCAGGAGUAGAGGAGCAUCUCAGAAUUGCAUGCUGCCUGACAUGGGGCAAAGCCUUGAAAGUUUACCUCUGGAAGAGGACAUGGCUUUAAACGAAGUCUUACAGAAAUUAAAGCAUACUAACAGAAAGCAGCAAAUGCAGAUCCAAGACCUCCAGUGUAGGAAUGUGCAUUUGGAGAAGAAGAUUAAAGAACUACAGGUGAAGAUCACCAAAAAGCACGUGUUUGUUGACAUCAUAAAUAAACUAAAGGAGAAUAUUGAAGAAUUAAUUGAAGACAAAUAUAACAUAAUCCUAGAAAAGAAUGGUAUUAACAAGAAAUUGCAGAAUUUGCAAGAGAUUUUAGCUAAUGCCCAUAAACACCAUCAGGAAUCCAGGAAAGAAAAGGAAACCUUACAGAUCCAACUUAAAAAGCUCAAGGUCAAUUGCAUUCGUUUACAGGAAAGGUACAUUACUGAAAUGCAACAAAAAACCAUAUCUGUAAAUCAGUGUAUAGAGAUGGACAAAACUUUGUGCAAGAAAGAAGAAGAGAUAGAAAGGCUGCAGCAACUCAAAGAAGAAUUGGAGACGGCCACCACCUCUGCUUUGGACUUGUUGAAAAGAGAAAAAGAGGCGGAACAAGAGUUCUUGUCUUUACAGGAGGAAUUUCAGAAACAUGAAAAGGAAAACUUGAAAGAAAGACGGAAAUUGAAAUCAAAAGUUGAGAAAUUGAUCGCUCAAGUUAAAAAUUUGUUACUCACAUGUGAAAAUGAAAGGGCUAAGAAUACAAAACUUCAGCAGCAGAUAGACGAAGUGAAAAAUGAAAAUGCAGAACUUCAGCAUCAGCAUCAGGUUGUAAGGAAUGAGGAGCAAAAUUGUGUCCCUAAGUUUGAGAUAUCUCAGUUUAAGGAGCAAUUAGAGGAAGUAAUGGAGCCAUAUGUUACCAAGGGUACAAAGAGGAUGCAUUCUAAUUUGCUCCUGAAUUGCUCACCUUGUGAAGAAAACAGCUUGAGUCCUCCUGCUGUGAAGAAAACUCAGCUGACCUCCAGAAUUCAGAGUCUUCUGGCUCUGGUGGUAGGACUUCUUACAUGUCAGGACAUCACCAAUUGCGAUGCUGAACAUUUCAAAGAAAGUGAAAAAGCUAGUGACAUAAUGCUGCAAAAAUUGAAGAGUUUUCAGCUUAGGAAGAAAGAUUUAGAUAAAGAGCUACUGAAGCAUAAAGACAGAAUUACAAUGCUUAGAGAAUUAAUUGCUAAUGAAAAAGCAUUUCAAGAUCACAUGUUUGAGGUCACAGAUUUUGAUUCAAAUGAAGCCAAGAAUGUCAGAGAUGUACCUGUCUUACUGGCAGCCAAACUGGAUAAGUACCACAAUCUAAAUGAGGAGCUUGAUUUCUUGAUUACAAAAUUGGGAAGUCUUCUAGAGUCAAAAGAAGACCACUGCCAGAGACUCAUUGAAGAGAAUGACAAGUAUCAAAGACAUGUAGGCAGCUUAAUAAAUAAGGUAACAUCAUACGAAGAAAUUAUCAAAUGUGCUGACCAAAGGCUUGAAAUAUCUCAUUCUCAGAUUGCAUAUUUAGAAGAAAGAAAUAAACAUUUGGAAGAUUUAAUUAGAACACCCAGAGAGAAAGCCAGGAAACCAAGAUCAAGAUUAGAAAAUCAGUCAAAGUCCAUGACUUUGGUAGGUCCUCUUGAUGGUGAUUUUAAAAAAUGUUCUAUUUCUAUGUGA
This is a messenger RNA of Castor canadensis (American beaver), 3100 nucleotides long. It is a transcript of the gene Cage1, whose product is annotated as cancer antigen 1. Lineage: Eukaryota; Metazoa; Chordata; Mammalia; Rodentia; Castoridae. The record is from RefSeq and is a predicted model, not a curated record.